UCUUGAGCUUUUCAUCAUACUUUUCAUCUGCCGCUCCUCUCGUUCAGAAUGUCAACACCAGUAACCUCCCUCCCGGUCGCUGUGCCAACCAUGACCCUUGGCAGAGCGUAGGUCCACGACCUUGACGUCAAGAUAGUCGAGGCAAGGAACGCAGGGUACCAAGGCUUCGAAGUCUUCUGGGAAGAUCUUGUUUAUGCUGCAAAGAAAAUAGACCCGAACUCAACGGAGAAGGAUGAAGCGACAAUGCUGCAAGCUGCAAGAUACACGAGGGAGCUCUGCGACAAAAAUGGACUGGUAGUCAUGGCUCUGCAGCCAUUCUUAAACUACGAUGGGUCAUUCGACGACACUAAACACCGAGAAAACAUAACCAAGUUAAAACUGUGGUUCAAGGUUGUUAAGAUCCUCGGAACGAAUUUAAUUCAAGUACCUUCUCAGAUGAUUUUGGAAGGAACCACUGGUGACUUUGACAAACUCGUUGCAGACAUUCGAGAAAUCGGUGAGCUGGGAUUGAACGAAGACCCGCCUGUUCGUUUUGCGUACGAGGCUCUUGCCUGGGGCGCACACCUUGAUUUGUGGCAGCAAGUAUGGGCCGUCGUUACUAAGGUUGACCUCCCUAACGUUGGUACUGUCCUGGACACCUACCAGAUCCUGGGACGAAUCUAUGGCGAUCCUACUUCUCUAACCGGAAAGCAACCCGACGCAGAAGAAUCCCUCGCAUCCUCCCUCGAAGAAAUGGCCGCUACAGCACCCGCUCUUCUGCCUAAGCUGUUCUACGUUCAGCUCUCGGACGCCGAGUUCAUGAGCCCCCCACUUUCUCCUACACACCCCUUCUACGAUCCAGCUCAGAAGCCACAGAUGAUGUGGUCGCGCAAUGCUCGAUUGUUCCCCUGCGAAUUCGAUAGGGGCGGCUACCUUCCUGUGGAUAAAGUCGCAAAAGUUUUGUUUGAGGACGUGGGGUACCGUGGGUGGGUAUCGAUGGAAGUCUUUUCUCGAACGAUGAGUGAACCCGGCAAAGAGGUGCCAACGGACCACGCGCAAAGAGGCAUGAAGAGCUGGAAGGCUCUUCUCACACAGUUAGGAUACAAUAAGAAAUGAAGCUAAGGUCGACAAUUACUAUGGAUAACGUACAAAUAUCAAUAUGGACACUCGCAAUACUACGUGCAGGACAAAACGUUCACAGCAUCGUCUGUUGCGUGACGAAUGCAAGCAGUAUGCGAUUGAGUAACGCGAGGAUUAUCCUGGAAAGAUGCAUGCUUCCGUCAACUCACCACAAAAUGUUAAUGAUGGCUUGUACGGAAGUAACAAAUUACUAUGGACGACUUAGAAAUUCUACUCUCACCUUAUCUACCCUAAGUCAUAUUCGUUACGGGCUCGACGAAUCAUCAUGAUAUCAAGAAGUAUCUUCUACCCUUUCUUGUCUUUGACGCAGUCGUCUCGACUUUCCCACAGUAUGCGGUACAUCGGUGAGUUGUUCGGGUGUUCGCUUUGGAUGGCCCUAGGAUGAUGACAGUCAUUUUGGACAACAGUGGUACAAAAUUAUAUAUAC
This is a messenger RNA of Desarmillaria tabescens, 1546 nucleotides long. RefSeq names its product 4-hydroxyphenylpyruvate dioxygenase. NCBI's taxonomy places the organism in Eukaryota, Fungi, Basidiomycota, Agaricomycetes, Agaricales, Physalacriaceae. The transcript has 6 exons. Bases 244 to 1095 code for a protein of 283 amino acids. The record is from RefSeq and is a predicted model, not a curated record.